AUGCCUGGCCGCGUGCUCAGCAUACAAUCGCAUGUUGCAAGCGGUUAUGGCGGCGUCACAGCCGCGACCUUUCCACUCCAAGUCCUGGGAUACGAUGUGGACACUGUGAAUACCGUACAGUAUACAAAUCAUGCAGGAUAUGGACGUUUUGGCGGCUCCAAGACUAAACCAGAAGAUUUAGAACAAAUAUUUGACAUGAUGAAAAAGAACCGACUUCUUGUAUCCACAACUCGAGUGCUCACUGGUUACAUCCCAGAUGCUUCCAGUUUGCGGGCCGUAGCGAAAGUUAUUAUAGACCUUCGAAGAGGACGUAAUAAUGACAUUACAUAUCUCUUAGAUCCUGUUAUGGGCGACGAUGACCAGAUGUAUGUCGCAGAAGAUGUUUUACCAGUAUAUCUAGGCACCCUCUUACCACUCGCCGACAUAAUAACACCCAAUUGGUUCGAAACGGAGCUCCUGACUGGCCUCAAAAUUUCGGGCGUAAGAUCCAUUCAAGAAGCUCUGCACAAGUUGCACACCGUUAAUGGAGUUCCGAAUAUUGUCAUAAGCUCAAUCAAGGUCACCUCUGAGAGCUUGCCAACUGGGGCUGAUGAUUACCUUUUAUGCCUUACCUCCACCCUCUUGUCAACCAAUCACGACGCGGCCACAAGUGCUUCUCCGGCUACCAGGGGAAGGAAAUACUCACAGGCCCUAUCGAUUGUCCACGCCAUCUGUUUUCCCAAGAUUCAAGGGUACUUUUCGGGAGCAGGUGAUCUAUUUAGCGCGUUAGUGCUUGGCCAUUUUGCACCGGGAUCUAGCCGCACCGCGUUGGCGGAUGCCACUUCUCUCGCAUUGUCCACAACACAGGCGAUCAUUGCCUCCACGCACAAGUACUGCUCCGCAUUAAGCGAAGAAGAGUGUCCGCUGACGGAUGAGGAGCUGGAUGCGCAGGAUCGCGAACGACGAGUGAACCGAAUGCGCGCUCGCGAACUACGCAUAGUCUCGGAGAUGCGCGAAAUAUGUGUGCCUUCACAGCAACUGAAAUUGGCGGAAUGGGAAACAUUUUGGGAAUGUUUUUGA
Messenger RNA from Cantharellus anzutake, 1059 nucleotides. RefSeq names its product Ribokinase-like protein. The transcript has 7 exons. The record is from RefSeq and is a predicted model, not a curated record. Bases 1 to 1059 code for a protein of 352 amino acids. Gene Ontology annotation, biological process: pyridoxal 5'-phosphate salvage. Gene Ontology annotation, cellular component: cytosol. Gene Ontology annotation, molecular function: pyridoxal kinase activity. Lineage: Eukaryota; Fungi; Basidiomycota; Agaricomycetes; Cantharellales; Hydnaceae.